Messenger RNA from Glarea lozoyensis ATCC 20868, 1476 nucleotides. RefSeq lists its product as uncharacterized. The transcript has 5 exons. Bases 1 to 1476 code for a protein of 491 amino acids. Lineage: Eukaryota; Fungi; Ascomycota; Leotiomycetes; Helotiales; Helotiaceae. The record is from RefSeq and is a predicted model, not a curated record.
AUGUCGUCCUUUCGAUCAUCUUUCUCUUUCUUUCUUAGCUUGACGCUUAGUUAUUCUGUUUUUGCGCAGACUCAAAAUGUUCAGUUCAAUCAAGUAAUCAACUUGAAUGGUGAUAUGCAACUUAAUUCACUCCAGUUUCCUGAUAAUUCUAAAAUCGAAACCUUCUCUCAAACCCAGCGACAGAUUCUUGUUAACCAGAAUACGAGUCCGCUUACUGCAAAUCAUGUCGUUGGUUCUUCGGGUCAGCCUUUUGUUCAGCUUUCGCAAAAUGCUAUGACUAUCGAGACGAAUAAUGCUACGGAUCUUGUUGGUGCCCAAAUCGAGUUUCCUAUUGAUCAGGCGACACUUGAUCAAGCUGGUGUCACGGCGGAUAAUACUUUCGUUGCAAAGUUGUCUCCUGAUAGACAGGCUUGGAUAGUUAUGGAGGGCCAAAAGAGCGUUAACACCACUGACAAUACCGUCCGCUUAAUCAAGAUGAACAACAUCGACGGCGAAUACAUGGCCAUUGGCAGAAAGACUGUGGAGACAAGCAAUGUUGUUAGUCCCUUUGGUCAAUCACAGCAACAAUCUGUCAAUGUCACUGGGUCUGGUAUUCAAGAGCUUGAAUUCCAGGAUGGUUUCCGAAUGGCUGUUAUGGCUACUCAACCAAUGACCAUCAAUACCGAUGUUGUCAACGGCGUCAGCUCAUCGAUGCUCGGCAGUGGUGAGAUGACAGUUAACAACUACAGAUAUCUGGUCACAAGUAAUCUUGCAGGCGUCAACCCAGGUCUCAACCAAAUGAUGACAGUCGUCCAACUCCCAAUAAACGCCCAACGCAUAAUGGACAUGGCAAUCCGCACCGGCGCCGGCCCAAACAGCACCGUAACCCUCGCCAUCGCCCAACGAGUCGUCCUCCCUAACCCAGGCGGAGCAGUCGGAAACCUUUCACCCCAACCCCAACGCCGUCAAGCCGACAACACCACCGCCGAAGCCCCUGCCGCAGGUAACACCACCGAGCCAGCUACAGACCCAGCAUCCUCAACCGCCGCUUCAGAUCCAGCAGCAACAUCGGCAGCCACAGACGCAUCUCAACCCCAACCUCAAGCCGCUCAACCCGCCGCCUCAAACCCAGCAGCAACCCAACUCCUCCUCGCACCCACCUUCUCCACUCUCACUUCCGCAACCGUAAUCGACGCCGCGAACGGCCGCAUCGCAGCCGCUGUUCCACAGGUCGACGGUGAGUUCAUUAUCACAAUGCAGAUGGGCGGUGCAGCGGGUUUACAACCGGCUGCGGGAUUACAACCAGCUGGAGCACCACGAGCUGCCUCCGCGCCCGGGGGAACGACGAUGUCGAUGGUUGAGUUGACGCGUAUGGUGAAGAGUCAGGAGAAUGGAGGAGUGAUGCCGGUUUGGAGUAUGAUGAGUGAGUUGCAGAGUCAGAUGGCUGCUGCUGCUGCUGUGAAGCCUGUGGGGUUUGCGAGACGGGGUCAGUUGUAG